Humulus lupulus (European hop) is the source of this 2480-nucleotide messenger RNA. Its product is annotated as L-ascorbate oxidase homolog. Gene Ontology annotation, molecular function: oxidoreductase activity; copper ion binding. The record is from RefSeq and is a predicted model, not a curated record. The transcript is spliced from 8 exons. Bases 449 to 2074 code for a protein of 541 amino acids. NCBI's taxonomy places the organism in Eukaryota, Viridiplantae, Streptophyta, Magnoliopsida, Rosales, Cannabaceae.
GGCCAACUUCGGUCACUCCAAUCAAGAAACGCGGUGACAGAAAUGGGAUUUGUUAAGAUACAUAGAAAGAGUUUAGCCUAGAUUCUCUACAGCUCACACACUCCAAAAAUCCUAGUACUCCUCCUUGGUCCAUAAAGAAAAAAAACAAAGGAGAGGAGAUCCAACACUUCCCUACUUAAGAAUCUUCCUUUUUUUAGAGUUCCUUUUCUUUUAAUCUCAACUCAUCUUUCACUUUCAGUCUUCACCGACACGUCCCACUUGAGAAGGCAGUAAAAGAUUUCAAACUAUAAGAGAAGCCGACGAAUAAAGAGCUUUACAGAGUUGCUUUCUUUACAGGAAGGUUUUCUUCUCUAUAUCAUUUUGGUUCUAAUAAUAGUCAUUGUUCUCUAUUAGUUUUCGAAGAACUCCCAAGAAAGUGGAGAGGAGAUAGUGUGAAAGAGAGGAAGAAAUGGGUGAGUAUAGGAGUAUAUGUUCUUUCCUAUUCUUGGCCUUGCUUUUGACCUGCACCAAUGGAGAAGAUCCGUAUAGGUUCUAUAACUGGAAUGUCACCUAUGGUGAUAUCUAUCCUCUUGGAGUAAAACAAAGGGGGAUCUUGAUAAAUGGGCAAUUUCCAGGGCCUCAGAUUGAGUCGGUUACCAAUGACAACUUGAUUGUUAAUGUCUUCAAUGCCUUGGACGAACCCUUUCUUAUCUCAUGGAAUGGUGUACAGCAGAGGAGGAACUCAUGGCAAGAUGGAGUGUAUGGUACAAACUGCCCCAUUCCACCAGGGCAGAAUUUCACUUAUUUUCUCCAAGUUAAAGACCAGAUUGGCAGCUAUUUCUACUUCCCUUCUCUUGAUUUCCACAAAGCCGCAGGAGGCUACGGCGGUAUCAGAAUUCUUAGCCGCCCGAGAAUUCCGGUGCCUUUCCCUCCUCCUUCUGGUGAUUUCACCAUACUAGCUGGUGACUGGUUCAAGCAAAAUCACACAGAUUUAAAGGCCAUUUUGGAUGGUGGGCAUGAUCUUCCCUUCCCUGAUGGGCUUCUUAUCAAUGGUCGUGGAUCAAAUGGAAACACAUUCACAGUUGACCAAGGUAAGACUUACAGAUUCCGUAUAUCCAACGUGGGGCUUACAACAUCAAUUAACUUCAGAAUCCAGGGUCACAAACUGUUGCUUGUUGAGGUUGAAGGCACUCACUCUCUCCAAAACACCUAUGAUUCUCUUGACAUUCAUCUGGGGCAAUCCUUAUCUGUCUUGGUCACAGCCGAUCAACCACCUCAAGAUUACUUCAUGGUCGUUUCCACACGUUUCACUUCUCAAAUUCUCACGGCCACCUCCACUUUUCACUACAGUAACUCUGCAGGAAGUGUUUCUGGCGCUAUCCCUGGUGGCCCAACAACUCAGAUUGACUGGUCUCUUGAGCAAGGCCGAUCAUUCAGGCGGAAUUUAACAGCAAGCGGACCAAGGCCUAAUCCACAAGGCUCAUACCAUUAUGGAUUGAUCAAUGUCACACAAACGAUCAGGCUAGCGAAUUCCGCUCCUAUAAUCAAUGGCAAGCAGAGAUAUGCAGUCAACAGUGUGUCGUUUAUUCCAGCAGACACACCACUCAAGCUAGCUGACUACUUCAAAAUCUCUGGAGUGUUUUCACUUGGAAGCAUCCAGGACAGCCCCACCGGUGGUGGCGCUUAUCUCCAAACUUCUGUCAUGGCCGCUGAUUUCAGAGGCUAUGCUGAGGUUGUGUUUGAGAAUGAAGAAGACACUGUACAGUCAUGGCAUAUUAAUGGCCAUAACUUCUUUGUUGUGGGUAUGGAUGGAGGACAAUGGUCCCCUGAGGCCAGACUGAGAUACAAUUUGAGGGACACAAUUUCUCGUUGCACUGUUCAGGUUUAUCCCAAGUCAUGGACUGCAGUUUACAUGCCUUUGGAUAAUGUGGGUAUGUGGAACAUAAGGUCUGAGAACUGGGCUAGGCAGUACUUGGGGCAACAACUCUAUCUUCGAGUAUACUCACCUGUAAAUUCAUGGAGAGAUGAGUAUCCGAUCCCAAAGAAUGCUCUUCUUUGUGGGAGAGCAUUAGGUCGUAGGACCAGGCCUCUGUAAAACCAGCCUUUGGCUGUCGACAAAAGUACCACUGUCACGAGUGGGUGACAGGGUUUUGAGAACUUGAAUUCUAUAGAAGAUGUAGCAAUGGCUACUGUGAGCAUUCUUUUGAUUUGUAGUGGUGUUGUUUUGAAUUGUUCCAAUUGGGACUGAUAGGAAAUUAAUUGUUGCAGGAGUACUUGUAUUCUUUUUCUUUCUUUCUUUUUGUAUCAUUUUUUAUAAUCACCCCCUUUUUACCUUUGAAAUGCCUUGUUCACCUUCCUUAUGCCUUAAAUUAAAAUGUAUGGCCAAUCCCUUUAAAAGAAAAAGUGUGGUCAAUGUUGUUUCCAGCCCCCUUUGUUCUUUGGUGACACUUGGACUGUUAUAGCAAUGCAAGCGGGUUAUAAAGCAUUUUCUUAUUAUUUGA